GCAAAAAGGCUUUAACAAGAUGGGAAGGAUGAAUAAUUUUCUUGUGUUGAUGGCCUUCUGCCUUCUUAGCUUUGCCUCUCAUGCGGCCGCGGCCACAGGCACUGCCACUUUUUAUACUCCCCCUUAUGUUCCAUCAUCGUGUUUCGGGUUCCAGGACAAUGGUGUGAUGAUAGCUGCAGCAAGCGAUGCAAUUUGGGAUAAUCGGGCGGCAUGCGGUAGGAAUUACAGGGUGCGGUGCACCGGAGGUACCAAUCAGGGCGUCCCCGAGCCUUGUCGAGGUGAUAGUGUGGUGGUGCGUGUUGUCGACUAUUGUCCUCCCGGGUGCAGGAGCACCAUUGAUCUCUCUCAGGAAGCAUUCUCUCAAAUUGCUGAUCCCAAUGCCGGAGUGAUCAAUAUAGAAUAUGAACAAGUCUAAAGGAAGACGAAUAGGGGCUGACUUCCUUUAUCAUAAAGUCUAGGAACAUUUGAUGGGGGCUGCCUUCAUAAGCAUUGCGCUACAACACUACACAAAUAUAUGUCAUAUGUUGAUGUGCCAACUUUCAACCUAUAUAACAAUGAAAUAAAUUCUCUAUUACUCA
This is a messenger RNA of Amborella trichopoda, 578 nucleotides long. Its product is annotated as EG45-like domain containing protein. Gene Ontology annotation, cellular component: cell wall; apoplast. Gene Ontology annotation, biological process: systemic acquired resistance. The record is from RefSeq and is a predicted model, not a curated record. NCBI's taxonomy places the organism in Eukaryota, Viridiplantae, Streptophyta, Magnoliopsida, Amborellales, Amborellaceae.